GCUGCUGGAUCCAGAUCCGUCUUCAGCAGCUCAGGAUCCUGGUUUUAAUAAAUUGGUUGAAUCAGAGGACGUCACUCCAGCCAUCAGUCUCUGCUCUCUCCAUUCAAAUGUAAAGGAUCAGAGCAACAACAACAACAACCACCCGCAGAAGUGUGGCCUGUCCUCAGACCACUUGUCUGAAAUGACCUCUAAAGAUGAAGAGGAUACAUCAGGGCCACCUGCAGGUUUGCUACAGACACACUUACACCCAACAAUGGAAAUCCAGAGUGUGUCUCCUGCAGAUGAGCAGUCGGCACCACAGCUGCCUCCUGACCAGCGUGAACUGAAUGAAGACUUGCCUUAUGGUGUUCAGAGGAUAUCAGGAGCUGGGUCACCUGGGCUUCAGACCCAGCUGAACAUCGACACGACAGAGAUGAUGGAUUUCAAGACCCCCAUAGUGCUGGACACUGGGUCUGGUUUGAUGAAAGCAGGAUUCGCAGAUCAAGACCAUCCAAACAUUAUAUUCCCAACAAUAAUUGGGACACCAAAAUACGAGGAAGUAAUGAACGGUAACACUGGGAGGGAAACCUACAUUGGACACGAGGCUCAACACAUGAGAGGGGUCCUGGCUCUGCAGCACCCCAUAAAGAACGGGAUCAUUCGGAACUGGGAUGAAAUGGAAAAGAUUUGGCAUCACACAUUCCAGCAGCUGUGUGUGGAUCCAGAGGAACACCCUGUUCUGCUGACUGAGGCGGCCAUGAAUCCCCUGGAGAACCGACAGCGCAUGGUGGAGAUCAUGUUUGAGUGUUUCAACGUUCCCUUCACCUACGUGGCCAUGCAGGCGGUGCUGGCCCUGUACGCAGCCGGCAGAUCCACUGGUGUGGUGUUUGACUCUGGAGAUGGAGUGAGCCACAGUGUGCCUGUGUUUGAGGGAUACUGUCUACCUCACGCAGUGCAGCGCUUCCCUCUGGCUGGUGGAGAUGUUACACUGCAGCUUAAAAAGCUCCUGCAGGAAAAGGGGGUGAGCAUGCGCACCACAGCAGAGAUGGAGAUAGUGAGGGAGAUGAAGGAGAAGUGCUGCUGUGUGGCUCUCAGCUAUGAGGCCGAGCUGACUGGGAGGGGGUCCUCCUGCACGGAGAUGCAUUACACCAUGCCAGACGGACAGAUGGUCACCCUCGGCUCGGAGCGCUUCAGGGCCCCUGAGAUUCUGUUUAAACCUGAGCUCAUUGGACAGGACCAGUACGGGAUGCAUGAGAGCAUCUUCAAGUCAAUCCUCAGCUCAGACAUCGACCUGCGCCGCUGCUUCCUGGGAAACAUUGUUCUGUCAGGUGGGAAUACCCUGCUGCCCGGCCUGCCUGAGCGGCUGCAGGCUGAAAUCAAAGGCCUUUUACCUGCUGACAUGUGGGAGAGUGUUCGUGUCACCAGCCCCAAAGACAGAGACUUCUCAGUGUGGAGUGGAGGAGCGGUGCUGGCCAACCUGCCCACCUUCAGCUCUGCAUGGAUCAGGCAGGACGAAUAUGCAGAGUUUGGCCCGCAAAUUGUCUUCAGGAAGUGUUUCUGAGGAGGACUACUGUAACGUCUGCAGGUCUGACUCCUGCGCAAUGGACCCCUUAAAUUUAAUUCACCAAGUGCAAUAUACACAUGCCAUGCCAUGGACUGGUUUGA
Molecule: messenger RNA, 1644 nt
Organism: Seriola dumerili (greater amberjack)
Lineage: Eukaryota; Metazoa; Chordata; Actinopteri; Carangiformes; Carangidae
Product: actin-100-like
Exons: 8
Coding region: 182-1540 (452 amino acids)
Source: RefSeq, a predicted model, not a curated record